GCUCAUUUGUAGGCUGAACUAAUGACUGCCGCCAUAAGAAGACAGAGAGAACUGAGUAUCCUCCCAAAGGUGACACUGGAAGCAAUGAACACCACAGUGAUGCAAGGCUUCAACAGAUCUGAGCGGUGCCCCAGAGACACUCGGAUAGUACAGCUGGUAUUCCCAGCCCUCUACACAGUGGUUUUCUUGACCGGCAUCCUGCUGAAUACUUUGGCUCUGUGGGUGUUUGUUCACAUCCCCAGCUCCUCCACCUUCAUCAUCUACCUCAAAAACACUUUGGUGGCCGACUUGAUAAUGACACUCAUGCUUCCUUUCAAAAUCCUCUCUGACUCACACCUGGCACCCUGGCAGCUCAGAGCUUUUGUGUGUCGUUUUUCUUCGGUGAUAUUUUAUGAGACCAUGUAUGUGGGCAUCGUGCUGUUAGGGCUCAUAGCCUUUGACAGAUUCCUCAAGAUCAUCAGACCUUUGAGAAAUAUUUUUCUAAAAAAACCUGUUUUUGCAAAAACGGUCUCAAUCUUCAUCUGGUUCUUUUUGUUCUUCAUCUCCCUGCCAAAUACGAUCUUGAGCAACAAGGAAGCAACACCAUCGUCUGUGAAAAAGUGUGCUUCCUUAAAGGGGCCUCUGGGGCUGAAAUGGCAUCAAAUGGUAAAUAACAUAUGCCAGUUUAUUUUCUGGACUGUUUUUAUCCUAAUGCUUGUGUUUUAUGUGGUUAUUGCAAAAAAAGUAUAUGAUUCUUAUAGAAAGUCCAAAAGUAAGGACAGAAAAAACAACAAAAAGCUGGAAGGCAAAGUAUUUGUUGUCGUGGCUGUCUUCUUUGUGUGUUUUGCUCCAUUUCAUUUUGCCAGAGUUCCAUAUACUCACAGUCAAACCAACAAUAAGACUGACUGUAGACUGCAAAAUCAACUGUUUAUUGCUAAAGAAACAACUCUCUUUUUGGCAGCAACUAACAUUUGUAUGGAUCCCUUAAUAUACAUAUUCUUAUGUAAAAAAUUCACAGAAAAGCUACCAUGUAUGCAAGGGAGAAAGACCACAGCAUCAAGCCAAGAAAAUCAUAGCAGUCAGACAGACAACAUAACCUUAGGCUGACAACUGUACAUAGGGUUAACUUCUAUUUAUUGAUGAGACUUCCGUAGAUAAUGUGGAAAUCAAAUUUAACCAAGAAAAAAAGAUUGGAACAAAUGCUCUCUUACAUUUUAUUAUCCUCGUGUACAGAAAAGAUUAUAUAAAAUUUAAAUCCACAUAGAUCUAUUCAUAAGCUGAAUGAACCAUUACUAAGAGAAUGCAACAGGAUACAAAUGGCCACUAGAGGUCAUUAUUUCUUUCUUUCUUUUUUUUUUUUUUUAAUUUCAAGAGCAUUUCACUUUAACAUUUUGGAAAAGACUAAGGAGAAACGUAUAUCCCUACAAACCUCCCCUCCAAACACCUUCUCACAUUCUUUUCCACAAUUCACAUAACACUACUGCUUUUGUGCCCCUUAAAUGUAGAUAUGUGCUGAAAGAAAAAAAAAACGCCCAACUCUUGAAGUCCAUUGCUGAAAACUGCAGCCAGGGGUUGAAAGGGAUGCAGACUUGAAGAGUCUGAGGAACUGAAGUGGGUCAGCAAGACCUCUGAAAUCCUGGGUAAAGGAUUUUCUCCUUACAAUUACAAACAGCCUCUUUCACAUUACAAUAAUAUACCAUAGGAGGCACAAGCACCAUUAUUAAGCCACUUUGCUUACACCUUAAGUGUGUACAAUUCAAGUGUGAGAAUGCUGUGUUAACUAUUCUUUGGAAUUCUCCUUCUGUCCAGCAAAUACUCUAAUGAUGGUUAAACAUGGCACCUACUCAGCAAUGCCUUCCUGGACCACAACCCCUAUCCCCCUGCCCCACCCUCCUCAUUAAAAACAAAUACUUCUACUGUUUGGGUGUGUGAUAGGGUUCUCAAUGCAGAUCUCCCUUUUCUAGUUAGCUAUAUUCUUGACUGCAUCCGCUAAAAAUGUUAAAGCUUCUUGAGAGACAGACAUGCCAGAUUUUCUUGGUAUCUCCCAUAAUACGACCUACAGUCCAUGGUCUACAGAUGUUUUAAAUAGAAUUGCUAUUCUCGAUACAUACAAAGACGUAAUUGCUGACCCACAAUCAGUAACAUCCAUAUUGAGAGAUUUUUCAAAGGAUGGUGACCCUGCUUGUAUUUAUUUACCUUGGUAUUUUUUCUUGCAUCCUUCUGUGAUUCAAAAAAGUAAAAUGUGGCUUUCUGAAAUGAUGGAUAAGAGUCUACAUCUUCUAGAAAAAAUACAUAAAGGAGUAGUUAAGCUCUGUAAAUGUGCCACGAGCUCCAACACGACCAUCGUAGGGUGAAGCCCACGUUUUCUUCCAUGGCCUCAAAGGCCCUAGAACUUGCCUACCUUUCUGGCCUUACCUCCUAGCUACUUAUCCAUCUCUUGAACUUUAUACUCUUGUAUAAAUUUCUAACUUUCAGAAAAUGCCAUACUCUGUUUUGGCACCACACAUGUAUAUUUCCCCCUGGUACACUUGGAAGACUCUUAUCCAUCUGUGAAACCCUAUGUUGUCAUCACUUGGUCCAUGAAAUAUUACCUGGCCAAUAUCCCACCAUCACCUCAAACCCAAUCACCCCCUCCUCUGUAUGCUGUCACACCUAUAUUAUUAAACUUAUCACAUUGCAUUGUAAUUACUUCCUGACCUUUGUAUCUACUCUUUUAGUAACUGAUGUAUAUAUCUGAAAGGAGAGAUUGUUUCAUUGUGCAAUCAAUAAAUGUUUGAUAAAAUAAA
Molecule: messenger RNA, 2765 nt
Organism: Homo sapiens (human)
Lineage: Eukaryota; Metazoa; Chordata; Mammalia; Primates; Hominidae
Gene: P2RY13
Product: purinergic receptor P2Y13
Exons: 2
Coding region: 22-1086 (354 amino acids)
Biological process (GO): G protein-coupled purinergic nucleotide receptor signaling pathway; G protein-coupled receptor signaling pathway
Cellular component (GO): plasma membrane; membrane; endoplasmic reticulum
Molecular function (GO): G protein-coupled receptor activity; G protein-coupled purinergic nucleotide receptor activity
Source: RefSeq, marked reviewed